AUGUCUGGUAAUGGUUCGCAGAAGGUCAGCGACGUUGUAAGCACAUCUGGUGAUGGAGCCACAGCAAGCAUAGCAGAUGAAAACACAAAGAAGCCUGAAAAUCCAUGGGCGUCACCUCGCCAGGAGCCUGUCAAUGGCAUUGUUCAACCUCGCGUUAUCCCUCCAAUGGGGAAACCUACAAGGCACACCAAUCAGUUGGACUAUAUUUUGAAUACCGUGCUUAAGGAAGUAAUGAAGCACAAGCAUGCUUGGCCAUUUAAUGUUCCAGUAGACACGGUCAAGUUGAAUUUGCCGGAUUACCACAAAGUCAUUCGCCGACCCAUGGACAUGAAAACAAUUCAGAAGCGCUUACAGAACAUCUAUUACCAUUCUGCAAAGGAAUGCAUGGAGGAUUUCGAAGAUAUCUUCCGGAACUGUUACACCUUCAAUCAAGUGGAAGACGAUGUGACAAUUAUGUGCCAAAACGUCGAGAACGUGUAUAGGGACUGUAUGCAGAAUUUACCGGCCGAGGAAGUGGAGAUAGCACGACCGUCUUCUAAGCGUGGUCCGAAAAUUGUGCGGAAAGGUCCGUCUCCAGCUCCGACCGGGGCGCGGAAGUCAGCUUCAUUCGUUCGAGGUGGGAGCGAGGAUGCCCAUCACGUCUUAGAACAUUUUCAUAAUGCGACAUUACCUCCAAGAUAUAAAGGCAAAGCUACUGAAACUAUGAAGUUUUGCCACAAGGUGCUGCACGAGUUGAUGGGCAAGAAAUGCAAGGUUAGCACCAGUGUUCAUCUACCUUGUUACGAUGUUGACUUUUUUCAAUUUGGGUAUUUACAGACGUUCAACUGGCCAUUCUUGGUUCCUGUCGAUGUAGAAGGAAUGAAAUUGUCUGAUUAUUACGAUAUUAUCUCCAAUCCUAUGGACCUUGGAACAAUUAAGAAGAAAUUGGACAACAAACAAUACGCAAAUGCACAGGAGUUUGCGGAUGAUAUUCGAUUGGUGUGCAACAAUUGUUUCCUCUACAAUCCGAGUUCCGACGCAAUUUAUCACCACGGACGAUCUCUUUUGCGAGCUUUUGAGGAUCGGGUUAAUUUGAAACGUCCUCCUCCUAUUACGUCUAAUGAACCGUCAAAGCUGUAUUGUGGUCGUGGUCGAAGACCUGGUUCAAAAAACAAGCCAAAGGCAGAGGCUUCGGCGAAUGGAAAACCAUGGAAGGACGAUUAUGAAUUUGACUCUGGCGAUGAAGCAUCUCAUGAGCCCAUGUCAUACGAUGAAAAACGGCAGCUCAGUCUUGAUAUCAAUAAGCUUCCGGGUGACAAAUUAAGCAUGGUUGUCAGUAUAAUCGAGAGCAGAGAAGAUUUAUCAGAUAUUAGUCCCGAAGAAAUUGAGAUCGACUUCGAAACACUAAAGGCCGUUACACUCCGUGAUCUGGAAGCUUUCGUAGCGGCAGCUCUUAAGAGGAAGCCGCGAAAAAGUAAGCAUUACGCAUACGGCGUGUAUAAAUUUUCCAUAUUCAUGGUUACUUAUCUUAAUCGUGCUCGUUCAUCAUCAGAGUCCUCUUCUGGUAGUUCUGGUUCGUCUUCAUCAUCGAGCAGUGACUCGUCUGACUCUGAAUCAGGUUAG
Angiostrongylus costaricensis is the source of this 1602-nucleotide messenger RNA. The record is from the annotation of a GenBank genome assembly. Lineage: Eukaryota; Metazoa; Nematoda; Chromadorea; Rhabditida; Metastrongylidae.